Molecule: messenger RNA, 198 nt
Organism: Cinara cedri
Lineage: Eukaryota; Metazoa; Arthropoda; Insecta; Hemiptera; Aphididae
Source: the annotation of a GenBank genome assembly
AUGUCAAAUAAAAGACGACGUUGUUUCACUAUCGUUGAAAAAGUGAAAAUAAUUGAACGUUUAGAAAGUGGUGUUUCUAAUAAAGAUCUUUGCCAAGAACUGAGAAUCAGUCAAUCAACUCUAUCUACCAUAUGGAAAUCAAAGGACCAAAUAAAAAGCGUUUUUCAAAAAGACUUUUCACAUCCAACAAAAGAUUAA